This is a messenger RNA of Heterostelium album PN500, 1284 nucleotides long. RefSeq names its product Gfo/Idh/MocA family protein. Lineage: Eukaryota; Evosea; Eumycetozoa; Acytosteliales; Acytosteliaceae. The transcript has 5 exons. Gene Ontology annotation, molecular function: nucleotide binding. The record is from RefSeq and is a predicted model, not a curated record. Bases 1 to 1284 code for a protein of 427 amino acids.
AUGAAUUCAAAUAAUGAUGAAACAAAGUUUGAUGAUGCCAAAACAGUGUCUCUAAUUGUUAUUGGUUGUGGAAGCAGAGGUUAUGUCUACACUUUGUAUGCUUUAGAAAAACCUAAAAGAUUAAAAGUAGCUGCUGUAUGUGAUCCUAUCAAAUUUAGAAGAGAUAAAUUAGGUAAUUCAUUUUCAUUGCCAAAUAAUCUCAGAUUUGAAGAUUGGAAAGAUAUUGUUAAAUUAGAUAAAUUUGCAGAUGCUGUUUUGAUUGCAACACCUGACCAAUUACAUGCAGAGCCUGCUAUUGCAUUUGCAAAUAAAGGAUACCAUAUCUUGGUAGAGAAACCAAUGGCUGUCAGUCAAGACGACUGCAAUCGUAUGGUAAAAGCAGCCAAGGAUAACAAUGUUAUUUUUGCAGUGUGUCAUGUAUUGAGAUAUACUCCUUACAAUCUGAAGAUCAAGUCAUUGAUUGACGAGGGUUAUGUCGGUAAGGUUUUGAACAUUCAACAUCUAGAGCCCGUCGGUUUCUAUCAUAAUGCACACUCCUACGUCAGAGGUAACUGGAAGCGUGACGAUACCUCCACCUUUAUGCUAAUGGCAAAGUCUUGUCAUGACAUUGAUCUAAUUCAUUUCUUUAUGAAUUCAAAGUGCAAAAAAGUAUCAUCGUUUGGAUCAUUAACACAUUUCAAUAAGGAAGGUAAACCAAAGGAAGCCGGUAAUGCCAAGAGAUGUUUGGAUUGUUCAAUCAAUAACAAGUGUCCAUACAGUGCAAAGACCAUCUAUUUGACUCUCUACCCUUACAAGAGGGAGUGCUUGGUACCUUCGAAAGAACCGACCAUCGAGAAUGUCAGGGAAUCAUUGGAGACUGGACAAUAUGGUGUUUGUGUCUACGAGAGCGAUAACAAUGUUGUAGAUCAACAAGUUGUAAACAUGGAGUUUGAAGGUGGAAAGACUUGUUCCUUCUCGAUGGUUGCCUUCACCGAAGAGAUCUGUGAGAGAAAAACAAGAAUUCACGGUAGUCAUGGUCAACUGAUAUGCGAUGGUCACACAAUCAUUUGGGAUGACUUUAAGAUGGGUGAUAAAGAGAUAUUCAAACCAGAAAUUGUAACAAAUACAAAGAUGACAGGUCAUAAUUGUGCAGAUUACUAUUUAAUGAGAUCAUUUGUAUAUGCAGUUGCCAAGAAUGACCCAACUCAAAUUCUAUCCGGUCCAGAUGAUACUCUUCUCUCCCACACUCUUGUAUUCAAAGCAGAACAAUCUAGAGUUGAGAACAGAGUAGUUAUUAUUGAUUAA